CCGACUCCGACCUUCGCCUUGCCCGCCUCUUGAUCGGAGCCGGACUGCCGGAGUCGGUAGAUUGACUCGCAUGUGCUAGAUCGAGGCCGCGUCCUCGUCAAAAGGCUGAUUGUCUCUCGACUAGGGUUUGAAAGGGUAGAGCAGCAGGGCAGAUCGGCAAUGGAAAAUCACCACGACUCCCUCGCCGACGGGCGGGACGUCGAGGGCCCAGCCUUGUGGACUGAAAUUCGCCACCGGCUGUCCCAGGAUUUCAUACUGAGGCACGAGGAGGCGCGGACGCGAGCCGCGGAGGCCAAGGCCGCCCUAAACGGGGAUCACUGGGAGUGGGACGACGACGGUGCAUAUGCCGUCAUCGAUCCGGCCUCCUUGAAGGCCAUGGUGGCCAUGGAGACGCCGGAGGUGGGCGAGACGAGGGAGCAGGGCUGCGCGGUGUGCCUCGAGGGUUUCGUGGCCGGUGGCAAGAAGCUGAGGACGAUGCCCUGUUCCCACUCCUUCCACCAGAGAUGCAUCUUCGACUUGCUCCUCCGUAGCCGAUUCUGCCCGGUCUGC
This is a messenger RNA of Triticum dicoccoides, 549 nucleotides long. RefSeq names its product E3 ubiquitin-protein ligase RNF181-like. The transcript has a single exon. NCBI's taxonomy places the organism in Eukaryota, Viridiplantae, Streptophyta, Magnoliopsida, Poales, Poaceae. The record is from RefSeq and is a predicted model, not a curated record. The annotation marks the transcript as partial. Gene Ontology annotation, biological process: ubiquitin-dependent protein catabolic process. Gene Ontology annotation, cellular component: membrane. Gene Ontology annotation, molecular function: ubiquitin protein ligase activity.